AUGCGCACAUUAAAGGAUACUGAGCUGAACGGAUAUUUCAUCCCAAAACAUUCUCGAGUUCUUGCAGUCCUAUAUGCAGUUCAUCAUGAUAAGAAACUCUGGGGAAACGAUACUGACGUGUUCCGACCUGAAAGAUUUUUGAGUGAAAAUGGAAAAAAAGUUGUUAAGCCUGAUUACUACAUUCCUUUUUCUAUUGGAAAACGAUCCUGUCCUGGAAAAUCACUCGCAGAAGUGGAAGUAUUCUUAUACGUAACAGCAAUACUACAAAAAUUCGAUGUUUUCAUGCCACCAGGAAAAGUACCGGAUCUUGAAGGUGUCCUCGGAAUAACAUUGCAACCUAAAAGACAGGAAUUAAUUUUCAAAUUAAGGCAAUAAAGGAAUCUAUAUUUUAAAAGUUUAUGGCUUAGCCUCUCAAUUUGAUCAAACGGUGUACAAGCAAUGAAGAUGUAGACUUUAGUGGAACAGAUAACUUGGAUCGCCAUGACAGUAAAUUUACUGAGUUUUUAGCAUAAUUUAUUGAUAUGGACGAGGAAUUAGUUAGCAAAAUAAAAAUUUUAAUUUUGCCUUUC
Molecule: messenger RNA, 569 nt
Organism: Stegodyphus dumicola
Lineage: Eukaryota; Metazoa; Arthropoda; Arachnida; Araneae; Eresidae
Product: cytochrome P450 18a1-like
Source: RefSeq, a predicted model, not a curated record